This is a messenger RNA of Enterobius vermicularis (human pinworm), 231 nucleotides long. NCBI's taxonomy places the organism in Eukaryota, Metazoa, Nematoda, Chromadorea, Rhabditida, Oxyuridae. The record is from the annotation of a GenBank genome assembly.
AUGCAAGGAGAAAAGUAUGGAGGUGGUGAAGGACAGAAACUGAACUUUGGAGAUGCAAGAAGGCUUGAAGACACAACGUUGGGCGAAGAACGAAUAAUGGCUACAGUAGGAGAUGCGUUAUUAGAAGAGUCAAAAAAUUCAGCAGUUUUUGGAACGCAAGCAAAUGCCAUAGUGAAAUUUGCAAGCGGCAAGUGCGGUACGUUCAAUGAGAUGAUCGGAUGUGAUAAAUAG